Molecule: messenger RNA, 1449 nt
Organism: Hansenula ciferrii
Lineage: Eukaryota; Fungi; Ascomycota; Saccharomycetes; Phaffomycetales; Wickerhamomycetaceae
Gene: PGS1
Product: CDP-diacylglycerol--glycerol-3-phosphate 3-phosphatidyltransferase
Exons: 1
Coding region: 1-1449 (482 amino acids)
Biological process (GO): cardiolipin biosynthetic process
Cellular component (GO): mitochondrion
Molecular function (GO): CDP-diacylglycerol-glycerol-3-phosphate 3-phosphatidyltransferase activity
Source: RefSeq, a predicted model, not a curated record
AUGUCAUCAUUAUCUGGUUUUCAUCAGACUCUACUUCCGUUGGUGAAAGAAAUGGAUCAAGUAGCACCAAGAUUUGAACUGAAUAGCGAUCAGAUAGAUAUUAUCCACGAACCAUCCAAUUUUUAUGAUCAUUUAAAGCAAAAGAUAUCAAAAGCUCAGAACAGAAUUUUCUUUUCUUCAUUAUAUAUAGGAAGGACCCAGGAUGAAUUAAUUGGUUGUAUUUCAGAAGCUCUAAAAUCAAAUCCAAAUUUGAAAGUUCACAUAUUGACUGAUGCUUUAAGAGGUACAAGAGAGGCACCAUCCAAGUCAUCGGCAUCGCUUUUAGGUCAACUCAUGAAAGAACACAGUGAACAAGUGGAUAUAAGAAUGUAUCAUACUCCAAAUUUGAACGGAAUAAAUAAAUCAAUUGUUCCUAAUCGAUUCAAUGAAGGUUUUGGACUACAACAUAUGAAAAUUUACGGAUUUGAUGAUGAAGUUAUGCUUUCAGGAGCAAAUUUAUCGUCUGAUUAUUUCACCGAUAGACAGGAUCGUUACUAUUUGUUUAAAAGCAAAGGACUAUCAGACUAUUAUUUUGAUAUACAGAAGACAAUCAGCUCGUUUAGUUAUAAGCUAUUAUAUUCAAAUAAUAAUUCAAAGUUCAAACUCGAAUGGCCAGAUUCAAAUCCUUUAAUUGAACCAAUAAAGAACCCAAAAGAGUUCAAAAUCCAAUCUUCCAAAAUCCUUCGAGAGCUUUUGAGAGGUGACAAAUUUCGUUCUAAAAUAAUACAAACUGAAGAUUCAACAUCACCCAAAACGUUCGUUUACCCAAUAUCUCAAUUUACUCCUUUAAUGAUAACCGACGAGUCAACAGAAAAGCCAAGUAUAUUAAAACUUUUGAAUUAUUUAAAAGAACCUUCAAUAAAAUGGGCUUUCACUGCAGGAUAUUUCAAUAUGUUACCAGAAAUUAAAGACAAGUUAUUGCAACUAAAUUCAAAGGGUAAUGUCAUAACAGCUUCUCCAUUGGCAAAUGGAUUCUAUAAAUCAAAGGGAAUUUCAGGAUACCUACCAGAGGCGUAUUUGUAUCUUUCCAAAAACUUUUUGAAAGAAGUAAUAUUGAGAUCUAAGCAGGAAACAAUUAAACUAAGAGAAUGGAAAAACGGUGAGGUUAAUACUAAAGGGGGCUGGUCUUAUCAUGCAAAAGGUUUUUGGGCAACUUCACCAGGAGAAACACAACCAUCAAUGACCAUCAUCGGCUCAUCAAACUAUACUAGAAGAGCUUAUUCAUUCGAUCUUGAAACGAAUGCAUUAAUUAUAACUAACGCCAGUAUUUUGAAAAACAAAAUGCAACGUGAAUUGGAUAACUUAAUGGCUCAUACAAAGGAGCUAACUUUAAAAGAUUAUGACGAGGAUGAAAGAAAAAUCAGUAAAUUUGCAAAAUUUGCUACAAAGCUUCUUGGGAAAAGGCUUUGA